Molecule: messenger RNA, 4475 nt
Organism: Tigriopus californicus
Lineage: Eukaryota; Metazoa; Arthropoda; Copepoda; Harpacticoida; Harpacticidae
Gene: slpr
Product: mitogen-activated protein kinase kinase kinase 10-like
Exons: 13
Coding region: 248-4333 (1361 amino acids)
Biological process (GO): protein phosphorylation
Molecular function (GO): protein binding; ATP binding; JUN kinase kinase kinase activity
Source: RefSeq, a predicted model, not a curated record
AAGGAAGAAGAGGCUCUUGAAAGUCUUGUUGGUGCGAUCACAGAGAUCACAGAGAUCACAGAGAUCACAGAGCUCUGGUCAGCCCUGAAUAUUGGGGCUCCUUGACACAGGGGGGUUCUCAGAAAUCAUGGCUCUGGUGUUUGGUUCAUCGCCCUAGGUCGUCUGGCCCGGAUUUGGACAUUGGCAAUUGGCCCGUUAUGCGUGAUUCUGAUCGGCUCUGCCGCGCAUUCACGCCUCAGCCCUGACCAUGGAGGCGGAUGGGCGUGGCUCCUCGGGCGGGACUCGGAGUGUGUCGGCCAAUCGGGUCACGACGAGUCGGUCAGCCUCGGCUAACCAGGGGGUUAGCACGCCGGGGACGGGUGGAUCGCGCUCCAUGGCCUCGACCCCCGCCCGUCAAGCGCGUACGCCCAGCACCCCGGGUACGACGCGCCUAUCGCGUGGUCCGCGCACGCCCUCCAGUGGUGCCCGCACACCGGGUACUCCGGGCACGCCGAGCGGUCUAGCUGGACCUUCGGGUCGGCGCAGUGGGCGCGUGUCAUUGGGUAGCGUGGGUGGGAGUAGCUCGAGUUCGGGCGAGCGCGACAAGUUGCCCUAUCUACGCUCGCUGUCCAGUAACACGCCUUUAUCCCCGGGUGCGCGCUCCUUGUCCACCACCCACCCGAGCAGUGCUAGCUUGCGCUCGUUUCCGGUGAGCCCGGCUUUGCCGGCCCAAGGACCGAGUAAUGCGGGUGGACUUCUGCCCAAGUUUAUGUGGUUUGGUAUUUACGACUAUGAGGCCAAGGGCGAUGAUGAACUGGAUCUCCGCAAGGGCGAUCUAAUCGAAGUCUUGUCCAAGGACUACAAGAUAUCCGGUGAUGAAGGCUGGUGGACCGGCAAGUGCAACGGCAAAGUGGGUGUGUUUCCGUGCAACUUUGUGGCGCCCUGUGAUCAAGAUUUUUCGAAUUUGACGCAAGAAGAGCUCAAGCGUUUCUAUCCACCUCAUAUCGGUUUUGCCGAGCUCGAAGUGGAGGAGGUAGUGGGCGUGGGCGGAUUCGGCAAAGUCUAUCGAGGCUUCUACCGCAAUAAAGAGGUGGCGGUGAAAGCGGCCCGUCGAGAUGCGGAUGUCGGCCUGGAGAUGAACAAAGAUCGCGUGCUCCAAGAGGGACGCCUCUUCUGGCUCCUCAAACACGAAAAUAUUAUCAGCUUGUUGGGUGUGUGUUUGGAAGAGCCCAACUUGUGUUUAGUCAUGGAGUAUGCCUAUGGCGGACCGUUGAAUCGAGUCCUCAGUGGACGAAAGAUCCGCCCCGACGUAUUGGUUGAUUGGGCCAUUCAAGUGGCACGAGGAAUGUGUUACCUGCAUCACUAUGCUCCCAUUUCCUUGGUCCAUCGUGAUCUGAAGUCGGCCAAUGUGCUGAUAUCCGAAAGAAUCGACAAAGAAGACGAUCUGUUGUUCAAGACUCUCAAGAUCACGGAUUUUGGGUUGGCUCGGGAAUCCUCGAAUACCACCCGAAUGUCUGCCGCGGGAACUUAUGCCUGGAUGGCGCCCGAAGUCAUCAAGAACUCCACUUUUUCCCGGGCAAGUGAUGUCUGGAGUUAUGGUGUGAUGUUGUGGGAGUUGCUGACUGGCGAAACGCCCUACAAAGGAAUUGACGAUCUGGCCAUUGCUUACGGAGUGGCAGUCAAUAAGCUCAAUCUACAUAUACCAAGUACUUGUCCACCGGAAUGGCGAGAUCUUUUAGAAGCUUGUUGGAAAUAUGAAACAUACGAGCGACCCAGUUUCCAAGGCAUUCUCAAGCUUUUGGACGAUAUCACACAAUCAAACUUCAAAGAAAUGCCCGACGCCAACUUCUACACCCUUCAGGAUGAUUGGAAGAUUGAGAUUGAGGAGAUUCUCAUUGAUAUUAGAGAGCGGGAAAAGGAACUGCGAAGUUUAGAAGCCGAAUUGGAUGACAAACAACGGGCCAAUUACAUUGCCGAGGAACGCCUCAAGCAACGAGAAGCGGCCCUGGCUGAACGUGAGAUCGAUCUCCUUCAGCGGGAACUCAACAUCAUGAUCCAGCAACACACCACCCGACAUGGUGCCAACACCAACACCAGCAACCCAGCCGUGCCCAAGCCUAAGCAGAGGAAAGGCCAUUUCAAGAAGAGCAGAUUAAAAUUGCUCAAAGGCAGUCAAAGCUCCUCCAUCAUAUCUGCCCCAUCAGAUUUUCGGCACAAUUUAAGUUUGACCCCCUCACGAUCCGACCUCGGGAUUUGGGAUCGCACCCUCACCCUCAACAGCAAGAGUGGCAGUGGAAGUGGAAACACCGGCAAAAGCUCCUCCAGUGGCGUGCCUGCCGAUGGUGUCAAGGGAAAAACUUGGGGCCCAAGUAGCGCCAACAAUGCCGUCAAAGUCCGGCCCACCAUCGUCAACGACCCGAGUGGUCGGUGGAGUCAAUCUGCGCCCUCGUUGGAAAAAUCUCCCCGAAAUCUGGGGGCCAAGCCCACUGUUACAUCCGUACCUGAAUCUGGCGAAGAUUAUUUGGUGGUUCAUCCCUCGGUCUCGGCUUAUUCUCUCUAUCAUGGCUCAUCAACCCAAGCAUCAUCCACCAACACCUCGUGUUGGUUCAGUCCUAAAUCGCUUGUCAGGCGGUCCCAAAGUCAAAGACCUGCCAGUGCAAGCUAUUAUAACGAGUCCGACAACCGACCGUUGAUUCCGCUCCAAUAUCAAGAGGCUGGGGUUCCCAUGCCCACUUUGUACAAUGGGUCUGGAAUGGGUGGCAGGACGGGGAGUGGCGAGGAUGCUCGUCCUAAGAUGGGUGCCAUCCACAUGUUCCUUUAUAACAUGUCGUCCAUGUUGGCCGGAGUGGCUGCGGGUUAUGAUGUCAGGCUUUCCAAUGUGACUGCCUUUCACCCUAAGCUCCAUCCACAGAGACCAUUGGAGGACGAGGAUGAUCGGAAAUAUUGGUUCGGGGAUCCCGCCCACCAACAAAAGCAACCCGUGCUCUAUCCCCACAACACCUACCAUGGACACACACCUCAUUACCGCACCCCGUUGGAGAAUUUGGACUUCAAACCAUUGCGAUUCACGGACUCCCCUCAACAUUUCUCUCAAGUUGGGAGUACUAAUGGAAUCCGACGGAAGCCUUCGAAUGCCAGUAACGAUGGAAACGAGGUGGUCCAAUAUCCGCCCCCUCCACCCGUGGCCACAGGUCCUGGACUGGAUCGGCCGUUGUUCACGCCUAGUCCGGAUUACGGUGAGAUUGGGUAUUCGAGGGCCCGGAAGUACUACCAUGACCAAAUGGAGGACUCGAAGAUUUAUCAAUCACCCACCAUAGCCAACAAUCGCACCUACGGUCUAACGGAGGACCCUGCUCGACGGAAAGAUUCCAUUGACCGGGUUUUGGAUGGGUCCCUAACGCCGUCCCUGGUCAGAGCAAACAUGGAUCCACUCGGUUCGGCGACCAGGCAUAACAGUAGCAACAACCAUUCCGGAACAACUAAUAAUUUAUAUGAUUCUGGCCCUCCCAGAACGGCUCGAUAUGCCACGACCGCCGCGGCUGCGGGCCUACCCGCCAAUCCUCAUCAAACUGGCCAUCGACGCUCUGCCUCGAAUACUUCCAUGCCCAAUGCCAUGUUUACCUCUGGUCUCCGAAUGACCAGCCUCGAUCCAGACGACCAGGAUCUUUCUUGGGGCUCGACGUCCGGUGACUACGAUUCUCGUCUUCCAAUGAUGCAAUUGGGUGCUGCCGCCAACUUGUCAGGGGGCCCCUCCGCCCCAGGGAGCAUUCAUAGUGCGGCCCCCCCAACUCGACGGCUUUCUCGGCAAAACUCGUAUGGUUCCUCGUGCGGCAUCAUGCCUUCGGAAAUGGAACGCCCUCAAACCCUGGAGCUUCCCAUGACUCCUCGCACCCCACUUCGCUCUUCCUUGAAGAAGACUGGUUAUUCGUAUCAAACCCCCGGGAGCACCUCAUCUGGCCGAAACUGGUCCUCGGGGGGUGGGGGCGGUGGCGGAGGAGGAUCAUCCUCUGGCAAUGGCACCCCCACCCAACCUACGCCCCCCGACUCAUUGUCAGAAGAGACUUUUGCCAAGUCAGAUUCAGGCUUCAUCUCAACCAAUCGGGUGCGCUUCAGUCCUUCUCCUUUUGAGAAAGGUGUGUAUGUGACCGAUUGGAGCCCCACCCACGCUGAACCCUCUGCUCAAGCACCACUCCCACUUCACGGAUCCUCCCAUCACGCCCCGCUGUCCCGCCACCAUCGGCCUGGUGGCGGCGGCAGUAGUUCCAGUGGGACCGCGUCAGCUUCUGGGGGCGCCACUCAUUACGUCACCGACACAGAUCUCCAUCGAGAUUUCAACUUCUAUUCCAAGUCAUAGUUACUACUAUCCCAGUAUCAACCACAGAUCUGAAACACCAUGAUAUCGUGCCGCCUCAAAAGAAGUAUGCCAUAAUUUAUUUUCCGAUUGUCAACCAACCACAUGACAAAGUGAACGUUAAUAAACUUAACCCAAGUCUCAA